This is a messenger RNA of Solanum lycopersicum (tomato), 498 nucleotides long. Lineage: Eukaryota; Viridiplantae; Streptophyta; Magnoliopsida; Solanales; Solanaceae. The record is from RefSeq and is a predicted model, not a curated record.
AUGCAUGGUCAUGAUCUAUAUGAUCAUCUCGAUGGAUCUGCUCCUUGCCACUCUCGCACGAUAACAACUGGUACAAUCACUAGUGCGAAUCCUGUGUUUUCUCUUUGGUUUCGCCAAGACCAACUUAUUCAGAAUACACUUAUGGCAUCUCUUGAUCAGACAAUUGCCGUGAACAAGUCUCAAACCAGAAUUUUCAGUUUGCCUGAUAGACUUGCAAUUCCGUGGGAUUUCCGCUUCAAUCCGGCUCGUGACUCCACUAUUACUUAUGAAGAACUCACAAAAAGCUAUGAAGACUUUAAGACGACUCCCAACCAGAUUACUGCUGCAGCUGCUACUUCCACCAAGUCUGGUUAUCCCGACUCUCGGCACCAUCGUCGCUCCAACAAUGGAACUGGCAGCAAUCAACAAUGGCAGUCCAACAAUUGUUUUCCUACACCCAAUCAGUGUCACUCUUCGCUCACCACCAAUUCUUAUGAUGGUGUUCAUUGCCAAUUGUGA